AUGUUUCUCACAAUCUUUCACUCAUCAGUGAAUCCUACUCCUCCACCUGACCUCGAAGAGCGUGACUUGAUUCUUGCCCCUAGGAUGGGAGACCUAACCAAGGUUAAAAGCAUCUUGUUAGAGGAUGGAGUGGACAUCAAUUAUUUCGAACCCUGGCGAAUGCAAGUUGUGAUGAUAGCGGCGAUGUCGGGACACAAGGAAGUUGUUGAGUUUCUUGUGAAUGAAGGAGCAGAUUUGUCACUUGUGGACCAGUUCGGUAACAACAUCCUCCAUCAGGCCUGUAUGGGAGGAGAUGUAAAGACUGUGAAGUAUCUCCUCUCACAGAGCGUAGUGGGCAUCAACAGUAAGGGGCAGCACAACAGAACACCACUGAUGUUUGCGAUAUUGGAAAGGUGCCAUGAAGUGAUGGAGUUACUUGUAGAGGAAGGAGCUGAUAUGUCACUAGUGGAUGAUGUCGGUAACAACGUACUCCACUGCGCCUGUAUUGGAGAGAAUGCGAUGGCUGUGAACUUUCUUCUGGCACGUGGUCUAGCAGACAUUCAUGCCAGGAACCAACUGGUAACCAAACCUCCAUGGCCUGCUAUGAGCCCGGAUCUGAACCCAUUGGAGCCUGACUGGGGCAUUCUUGGAAGCCGAGUGCAAGCACUGGAUCCGCCUGUACAAGAUCUGGCAUAUUUGGAAGCAUCUUUGCGCCGGGAGAGGCAGCAGCUGCCCCUGGAGCGAAUCCGGAGACUCACCACAAGCAUGAGGAGGAGGGUCAAAGUAGUCAUCCAUGCACAAGGUGGAUAUGCACGCACAUUGUUCAUGUGA
This is a messenger RNA of Haliotis rubra (blacklip abalone), 810 nucleotides long. Its product is annotated as probable palmitoyltransferase AKR2. The coding region runs from base 1 to 810 and encodes 269 amino acids. Gene Ontology annotation, biological process: positive regulation of transcription by RNA polymerase II. Gene Ontology annotation, cellular component: nucleus. NCBI's taxonomy places the organism in Eukaryota, Metazoa, Mollusca, Gastropoda, Lepetellida, Haliotidae. The transcript is spliced from 2 exons. Gene Ontology annotation, molecular function: protein binding; transcription cis-regulatory region binding. The record is from RefSeq and is a predicted model, not a curated record.